AUGUCUGUCACGCCCGCCGUCAUGCGUCGGCUCAUGCGCGAGCUCACCGAGCUUCGCACCAAUCCGCCUGAGGGCAUCCGCGUUGUCACUAACGAGGAGAAUAUGCUUGAUGUUACCGGUAUAAUUGCUGGACCGGAGGGGACACCAUACGCCGGUGGCUACUUCCGUGUCAAGUUCAGGUUUACUGAGGAGUUCCCGGCCGCGCCACCAAAGUGCUGGUUUGCCACGAAGAUUUUCCAUCCGAACGUGUCUGGCGCAGGAGAGAUUUGUGUCAACACCUUGAAGAAGGAUUGGAAGAGCGAAUAUGGAAUCGGCCACAUACUUGUCACUGUCAAGUGUUUGCUCAUCUACCCGAACCCGGACUCUGCAUUGGACGAGGAGGCAGGAAAGUUGCUGCAGGAGAACUAUGAGAGCUAUUGCGCUCGCGCGAAGCUCAUCACGAGUGUACAUGCGACACCAAAGGCUCCUCCGCCCGAAUUUGCCAACUCGGCAUCCACCUCCACGCCCGCGCCACCCGCACACACCGUCGUUUCUGUACCCUCAGCCGGCGCACCCAAGUCCAAGUCUGCUGUCACGGUAUCACAUGGGCAACCACUGCAACAGUCAGCAUCAAAUACUCUGGCCAUCGCCGACCCGCUGGCUGCCAUGGAGAAGGAGAAGAACGGGACAAGCGCCCGCGCCAGUCCCGCACCACUCGGCAACUCGGACUCUACGAAUGUGGCUGUGGCACCCAAGGCCGUCAAGCGCGGCGCGACGACCGGCGUUGUCGGCGCCGAAAAGCGCAAGAAGGCGUUGAAGCGCCUGUAG
Molecule: messenger RNA, 807 nt
Organism: Peniophora sp. CBMAI 1063
Lineage: Eukaryota; Fungi; Basidiomycota; Agaricomycetes; Russulales; Peniophoraceae
Source: the annotation of a GenBank genome assembly